Dentiscutata heterogama is the source of this 160-nucleotide messenger RNA. The record is from the annotation of a GenBank genome assembly. Lineage: Eukaryota; Fungi; Glomeromycota; Glomeromycetes; Diversisporales; Gigasporaceae.
AUUUCUUCUAAAAUGAUUGCUAAAGCUCGAGCUUAUUGUAAUAUUAACAGUCCAGGAAGUUUAAUAUAUAACAAACCUACAAUUACAAGAGUUUGCAUUAGUGAAGAAAGUGAAAAACAGUUUGAAUGUUUUUUUUCUGAUAAGAAUAUAGUAAAUCUAA